Eimeria mitis is the source of this 447-nucleotide messenger RNA. RefSeq lists its product as uncharacterized. Lineage: Eukaryota; Apicomplexa; Conoidasida; Eucoccidiorida; Eimeriidae. The record is from RefSeq and is a predicted model, not a curated record. Bases 1 to 447 code for a protein of 148 amino acids. The transcript has 5 exons.
AUGAAGGUGUCGGGGAGGGGGAGCGUCUGUUGGAUGUGCGGUUGGGUGGGUGGUUCAGCCCAAGGGAGUAUGGAUAGACGUUGUAGCAUUUGCACGGAUGAAGGCAUCAUGAGACGCGGCGAGUGCCUUUCGCGCCUACUCGUUGGUGUGGUGUUCAGCCUGAGGCACAUUGGGACGCAUGAAGGUGUCGGGGAGGUUGAGCGUGUGUUGGAUGUGCGGCUGGGUGGGUGGUUCAGCCCAAGGGAACGCGGUCGUGUACAGGCGCCACAGAAAGUGGGUUCGGCUGUGGCGAUUGCCGUCGCCAUUGCUCUGCGUGUUGUAGAGGUGAUCGAACUGCAGGGACGCAGCAUUGGGACGCAUGAAGGUGUCGGGGAGGUUGAGCGUCUGUUGGAUGUGCGGCUGGGUGGGUGGUUCAGCCCAAGGGAGUACGUUUGCUGGGGGGGAUGA